AUGGCUCGUCUGGUGUUGUGCUCGUUAGCCCUGCUUUUAGCAGGUGCCCUGGCGGAUUCCACGUGGGAGAUCAAGAAAAAAGUUGCUGACCAGGUAUUCCUUAAGCAGCAAGUGGAUGUGCUUAGCCUAUUUUUCCACAUUCAUGAACCCAUUCACGUGCCCGAGCUUCAAGAUGCUGUGAACAACUGGGAUCUUCAAAAGAACAUUAAUCUCUAUACCAAUGCUAGUGCUGUGCAGAUUUAUGCAGAAAUGUUAAAGGAGGGUCUUAUGCUGCCUCGUACUGUGCCUUUUUCGGUUUUAGAGCCCACACAUGUAUUUGAAACUAAAGUAUUGUUUAACGUUCUCUAUUCAGCUAAAGACUUUGACACGUUUUUCAAAACAGCAGCCUUCUUGAGAAACAAGAUCAACGAGGGUCUUUUUGUGCCGAACCAUUUCCAUUUGGAUCAACCAGAGUUUAUUGAAGCUGUAAAUGAGAUUAUUGAUAUUGAACACCGUAUUCGGGAAGCAAUCGACACGGGAUAUGUCAUCAAUCCAUUAGGAGAACAUAUUAGCAUUCAUUCUCCAGAGGCAAUUGACAUUCUCGGUAGUGUAAUCGAAGCUAAUGCCGACUCCGUGAACCCGCAAUACUACAAAAACUUUAUCAGCGUUUGGAAGAAACUGCUCGGCAACACUGUAUGGCACAAACACCAGUAUCAUAAAAAUCUCAUUCCAUUGGUGGUUCCAUCAGUGUUGGAGCAUUACCAGACUGCUUUGCAGGACCCAGCAUUCUACAUGAUCUGGAAACGCGUUUUGGGUCUUUUCACUUACUGGCAGAAACAGUUCUCAGCUUAUAAGAAAGAAGAACUGGCAUUACCUUCAGUUGUUAUUAAGAGCGUUGAAGUCGAUAAACUAGUCACUUACUUUGAGCACACAUAUGUCAACGUUACUAACCACCUCCACAUGAACGAUUUCGAAAGCAAGGCAGUCGCGGAUGACAUAAGUGUCGUGGUGCAACGUCCUCAACUGAAUCAUAAGACCUUUAAUGUCCGUGUUAAUGUGAAGAACGAAGUUGCAAAGACUGUUGUUGUUAAAUUCUUCUUAGCACCGAAGUACGACAGCGAUGGUUACGAAAUUCCGCUGCACGUUAACACCGAAAACUUUUAUUUGUUGGAUCAAUUCCUUUAUGACCUGCCUGUCGGUGAUGUCACUAUUAAACGCAAUCCGUCAGACAAUUGGUUUACAAUUCGUGACUGGACCCCAGCGUAUCAAGUGUAUGAGAAGGCUAAUGACGCAUUGCACGGUAAAGGACAAUUUGUUAUCGAUAAGUCUCAAAGGCUUGAUGGAUUCCCAGACCAUCUUCUAUUGCCUAAAGGUCGCGUUGGAGGAAUGCCAUUCGUUUUCUUGGUAUACAUUUCUGAAUACCGCUCACCUAAGGUUCCAUAUGCUAGCAACUUCGAUGCUUCUUCUUCUCUUGGCCUUGGUUCUGGUGCUCGCUGGAUGAAUGACGAACCAUUUGGAUUCCCAUUGGACCGGCCGUUGUAUCAGUGGCAGAUUAAGGAUCUUCAUAACAUAUACGUUCAAGAUGUGUCCAUAGUCCACAAACAAGUUCCAGAAGUAAUGAUUCCUCACGUAGAA
This is a messenger RNA of Iphiclides podalirius (scarce swallowtail), 1614 nucleotides long. NCBI's taxonomy places the organism in Eukaryota, Metazoa, Arthropoda, Insecta, Lepidoptera, Papilionidae. The record is from the annotation of a GenBank genome assembly.